This is a messenger RNA of Calliphora vicina (urban bluebottle blowfly), 6336 nucleotides long. It is a transcript of the gene Sox14, whose product is annotated as Sox box protein 14. The transcript has 4 exons. The record is from RefSeq and is a predicted model, not a curated record. Lineage: Eukaryota; Metazoa; Arthropoda; Insecta; Diptera; Calliphoridae. The coding region runs from base 1795 to 4956 and encodes 1053 amino acids. Gene Ontology annotation, molecular function: RNA polymerase II cis-regulatory region sequence-specific DNA binding; DNA-binding transcription factor activity, RNA polymerase II-specific. Gene Ontology annotation, biological process: cell differentiation; regulation of DNA-templated transcription; anatomical structure morphogenesis.
AAAUUACUAUAUUAUAUACCUACCUACAACUACAAUUUGUUUAAACUUAUAUACCAAACAAACAAAUGUAUUCUUUAUAUGUUUAUAAAAUAUCUUGUAUGUAUAAGUGAACAAAAUAUAUAAAAACCAAACAGAAAAACAAAAUUAUCAGCUGCCAACUAGAAAAAACUAAAAUAUAUAACUACAACAAUAAUAAUAAUAACAAAAAUUACAACAAUUGUUACUACUACCUACAAAAACAAAUGAAAUGAAAUAAAUUCAAUUUCAUUUCAUUGCUGAAACAAAACUACCUCAAAGAAAGUUUAAAAAUUUAAUAAAUAGAAACAACAACAAAAAUAAAUAUUUUACUCUAAAAAAACAUUUUUUAUAUACAAAAAAAAAGUAAACAAAAAACCUCAAAAUAUAUAUUUUAUUUUUAUACAUACAUACAUACAUAUAUGUAUAUUUAUACAACAACAACAACUACUGCAACAACUACAACAACAUUCUAGUAAAAGAAGAAGAAACAGAAGACGUAAAGAAAAGCAAAAAAUAAAAAAUAAAAACUACAACUUUUAUGUAAAAGAUACAAACCAAAAUUAAACAUUAACAAAUUAAAUAAUAAAUAAAUUAAAUAAUUUGGUAAUCAUAUGUAAUAUACAUACAUACAUACAUACAUGCAAACACAUACUACAACAACUACAACCACAACAAUUACCAAAUAAAAAACUACACUGACAGAAAUUUCGUUUUAUAAAAUUUAAGGAAAUACAUGAAAAAAAGUGAAAAUAUUUUGAAUUUCGUGCUAAAAGUAAAAAAAACUAAAAAAAAAUUCCUUAAUAUUACAUUGAAUUAUAACUUUACAAUAAUUGUUAAGAAAUUUUCAAAAAAAAACUCCAUAUUUACAAAAAAAUUUAAAGAAUUUUUUUUAAAAAAAGUGUUAAAAUAAAAAAGUUUUUAAAACAAAUGAGAAAAACAGUUAAAAUUUUGUACUUUUUAUAUGCAUAAAUCCAACUUUAUAAAAAUUGUUGAACAAUUUUGAAUUAUUUUAAAACAAAUAGAAGAUUUGAAGAAAAACCUUAAAAAGAACUAUAAAAGAGAUAAAUUAUUAAAUUUGAAGAAGAAAAAACAACAACAACAACAUCUACAAAAAUUUGGAAGCUGAAAGAAACACAAAAUUUGCAGUCUAACUAUAUAGCUAUAAAAACAAAUACAAUAAAUAUAUGUAUACAUACAACAGCAACAACAACAACAACUUCAAAGACUCAUAUAUCAGCUGAAUUACAACAACAACAACCACAACAAGUAACAACAAAAUUAACUGCAUUAAACCAGGAAAAAAAGCAUACAACACGAAAAAAAAACUCCUCUGGGUCUGACUAAUCUUUUUUUUAUGAAUUACUCAUACUUUUUUUACAUACAACAGCAACCAAAACGUACUACAUUUCUACAUACAUAUAUAAACGUAAACGUAUGUAUAUAGUUUUAUUUUAUAUACAUUUUCAAUUCUCUACAACACUGCCACCAAGGAGACUUUUUUUUUAAAUAUACAGUUCUUGGUUACACUAGACAAUUUUUGCUAAAUCGUCAAAAAAAAAGAAAAAGAAAUAUUUUAGAAAAUUCGAAAUCACUUAAUAUCAACGUGUUGCCAACCAACGUCUGUCUGUCUCUCUAUAAAUGUAAGUGAGUGAUUAUGAUUAUUAUGAAAUUUGAACUUCAAAAUCCAAUACAUUUAACACAAAAGCAACCACAAGAACAGCAAAAUUUUUUGUAAAAAUUUUAUAAGAAAAAAGUUAUACAUAAAUUGAAUUGAACAUGAUUUGUGAAUCAUUUGGAAUCAAUGAUUUUAAAGCAGACGUUAUAGAAGAAGAUUUAGUAGAGAUACCAAUCACAACAACAACAACGGCAGCAGCAACAACUGGCGAAAUUACCAUAAAUCCCUAUAUGAUCACGGAUUUGGAGCAAUCGUUGAUCGAGGAAUUAAUCGAAGAAGAUUUCAAAGAAAUUAUAGAAGAAGACGAAGAACAAGCCCAAGAAGAAUUUGAAAAUAACUACAAUAUAAGAGAACAGCAACUGCUACAGCAGCGGCAACAACUACAACAACAACGUAUAAAAAUAGAAGAAAUAGCAAUAACUAAACAAGAAGUGGAAGACGUAGUAGAAGUAGAAGAAUUAACACAAAAUUCUUAUACAUAUGAAAGAUUAUUACUACAGCAACAACAACAACAAGAGCAACUGCAGCAGCAGCAACAACAACAAGAAAAAGCUUUAAUUAUACACUAUAAGGAAAAUUUAAUCAAAGCAAAAACACCAACAACAGCAGCGAAAAAAUUUAAAAAAACUUUAGCAGCAACUGCCAAUAUUAGUCAUAAUAAAGUUACAGCUGGUAACAUAUGUACAACAACAAAAGCAAAAAAUAAAUAUAAAAAACAACAAAACAACAAUAAAACUGGUACCACCAACAGCAACAACCAUCACAAUAUUUUUAAUAUUAACAGCAACAGUAACAGCAGUAAUACAAGCAAUACCAGCAGCACUGCUACAAAUAGCAACAUCAGCACUAGCACCAGCACCACCAGCAGCAGUAGUAAUAGCAAUAGCAACUUAAGUUUAACUAAAACCUCAAAUCUAAGUACAACAUCUACUACAAAAACCCUUAAUACCGAUGAUAAAAUAAAAAUAAAUUUUGAAAACAAUUUAAAUUUUAUAAAUUUCAAUAAAAACUUUACAAACAGCAACAGCAACAACAACAAUAACACAAAUAUAGUAAAUCAAAAUUUAUAUCAACAAACCACCAAAUCACCACAAAUUAUUGUUAAAAUGGAACAACAAUUGCAACAGCAGCAACAACAACAACAAUUGCAAAUGCAAAUGCAACAUCAACAGCAGCAGCAACAACUAAAUGUUGUCUUUGGCUCAGAACGUGUUAAUUUGAACUCAAGUACCCCGUAUUCAGAUGCAACUCAAACCAAGAAACAUUCACCCGGUCACAUUAAACGGCCCAUGAACGCAUUUAUGGUGUGGAGUCAAAUGGAGCGCCGAAAGAUUUGCGAAAAAACUCCCGAUCUACACAAUGCCGAGAUCUCAAAGGAAUUGGGCCGCAGAUGGCAACAGUUGGGCAAGGAGGAGAAACAACCGUACAUUAGCGAAGCGGAAAAGCUGCGCAAGCUACACAUGAUCGAGUAUCCCAACUAUAAAUAUCGGCCACAAAAGAAACUUUCACGCGCCAAUUCGGCCGGUGGCAAGGCGGCUGCUGACGACAGCAACAAUGAAUUGAAUUCCUCUUCCUCGUCCACCAAUUCGCAAAGAUCACAAAAUACAUCAAACACAACAACAGCAACAACAGCGGCCCCAAAGGCCACACGUAAAACCAAAAGGAAUUCCACAAGCAGCACAACCACCACCAAUUCCCUGAAUUAUGCCAGCAAUGGUUCAUCGCCCCCGUUCAAGAAACAAAGACACAACAGUACCAAAUCUCUUAAUCUGAGUACGGAUUAUGAAGAUGACGAUGUGAUGGUGGAUGCGGGUCACCAUCAUCAGCACAAUUUGGAUAUUGGCAGUAGUUAUUUGAAUGCCACGACGACAGCUGGCAGUGAUUACAAUACGAUUACCUCAAGCAAUUUUUACACCUCAGACGAUCUGAAUGCGGAUCUCAAUAAGAAUGUGAUGCUACAUGUUACCAAUAUGGAUGACAAUCAAACACAAAGACUUCCGGGUUUGACAAGUUUAACGGCUGGCUCGUUGCACUUCAAGACCGAACCGGAUACAAAGUAUGACGAUAAUUUUAUGAAAUUAAUGAAUCCUGAUAGCUUUUUUGAAAACUCGAUAGAAAUGAAAGAAACAGACUGUGAUGGCUUAGCGGAUGUGUGUCCAAAAUUAGGCCAAUUGAUAACAUUGAUAAAUCCUUCCACGGACCUGCAUACUACUCCAAAUUCCCACAACACUCACCAACACCAACAACACCACCAACAACAACAACAUCAGCAGCAACAUCAAUCACAACAACAACAACAACGUUACGUAAAUGAUCUCAUUGAUGGCUCAUUCGAUGCGGAUGAUAAUGGCGGCGGCAGCAUUGUCAAUAAUGAUGCCAACCUGCAUCCAGCCAGUCAGCAGUAUUCAAAUCUUAAGUUUUCCCUUUUCAACUGCGAUAAUCUUAGCAACAAUGCCGACCUGCAGUCAACUGCCCAUAACACAUCUAGUAAUUUAUAUAUAUGUGAUGAUAUUCUUAGAAUUGACGAUGAAUCGUCCCAACAGCAGACGGACCACCACCACGAAUGUUUCACAACACUCUCAUGCACAAGUGCUAAUUGUAAAAAUAACAAUUGCAGCAACAAAACAAACCAAAAUCAACAGAAUAGUGCUAAAGACAACGCCGAUCUACAGCAACAGCAGCCACAGCCACAACAGCACAGCCAUCAUCAGCACCAUCACCACCAACAUCACCAUCAUCUCAGCAGCAGCAAUGGCGGCGGCGGCGGAGGGGGCGUCGAUGCUAACAAUGACUCGACACAAAUGUUCUCGUUACCUCCACAGCAGACGGUGACAAUGAACAUUGAAAUACACAACGGCAUUGGACACUGCGUAAAUAAGGAUGACUCAACAACAUUCCAUCUAGACGAUAAUAUGGCCAACGCCAUAUCCAACACCACGGUAACAAUACCCUCUUGCUCGAGCGACGAGUGCUGUAUGCUCAGCCAGCACUCAACCCAUCACCAUUCACCCCAUAUGGGUUUCUGUGGCCAUUCGGCGUUCGCUGGCACCUCCGUCGAGGCAACGGUUAGUAGUAUUUUCAAUCCCGAUCACAAUUGUGAUUCGGAGCCCAACAUCAAUGCGGGCCAUCAACAAAGUGAUCUCAACUAUACGACAUUUGAUACAAAUCGCACCCUGUUCGAUUUUACUCACGAUGAUUUACCACCAUCUCAAUCUAUAAGUAGCCAUUUAGAAUUUAAUUAUGAUUCUAGUUUCCAAAACUGAACUAACAAAUAAAUAUUUCAAAAAUAAAUCCUAGUUUUAAGCAAACAUGAUGUCUCAGCCGAGUUUACACUCCGGAUCGAAUGUUAAUUGGAUGAUGGGUUUUAGCAUUAGGAAUUUGUUUUCAAAAGAAUACGGCCACACAGUUUAACCAACAACAUGAAAUUUUUAACUAAAUUUGUUGACACAUUUUGUAAAAUUGUAUCUUAAAUGCUGCCAUUUUAUUGUAAUUUUCAAUUUUCUAAAACCAAAUUUAGCAGUUGUUUCAUAUUUUUUCUAUUUAUCUAUGUAUGUUUUGAGUGGAUUCAAGUUUGUUUUAAGUUUAAACUUAGUUUAAACGUUGAAUAGUUGUGAUAUCUUUGAUUGUUGGUUAAACUGCGAGCUUUAGUGAAUUAAACUGUGAUGAAACUUUGUUGUUAGUAUAAAAAAAAGGGGUUUUCCUAAAAUAAAAAAAAAUAAAUAAAAAGUAUUCCAAUCUAAGGGAUUUAAAAACAAACCUGCAAAGCUGUUUCGAUGCCAGUGUAAAACGGUUAAAGUGGCAUAUAAAUAUUUUUUUUUACAUAAAUAAAUUAGUCUUAAAAUAAAAAAUAAAAUAAAAACUUUAAAAUAAUUUCUAAACAUAAAACUACCGAUCUACAUCUAUAUCUAUGUGUAUUUUCUUAUUUUUUAUAUAAAAUUCUAGUUUUACGAGUAGAGAUAUAUGUAUACAUAAAUAGAUAUAGUUAUUAUUGCUAUAAAAUAUAAUUAUUAUUCAUAUUCAUAUACAUAUACAAUACAUGCAUAAUUUUUAAUUAUAUAAUAUAUAAAAAUAUAAAAUUAAUUUUAAGUUUUAAAUAUACUUAUGUACAUGCAGACAACAUACCUACAUACAUAUAUAUUCAUACUUAUAUUAUAAAUCUAAUAUUUUACAGAAAAAUAUUAAUUUUAAUUUUAUUAUACAUAUUAAUAAUUAUAAUUAUAUUGUAAUUAACUUCUUUUCCCUGAGAAAUUGAAGCUGAAAUUAAACCCCUCCUCCCUUAAAAAAUUCAAGUCUUCUUUACUUGCUUUGAAAGAAAACCCAAAACAAACAAAAAUUAUAAAAUUUUAUAAAAAUAUAUAUAAAGUUUUUUUUAUUAUAUCCAUUAAUUAAUUAAUUAAAAUUAUUAUAAAUAUUCUUAUACCAACAACGUAUGUAGUAGUUUUUAUAAGUUUUUAAAACCAUUAAAUUUUACAUUUUCCAAAACCAUCUCUUCCUCCCCAUCCCCACGACCCUAUUUUUAAUCAGAAAUUCUGCAUAAAACUUAUUAUUAUAAAUAUAAAGGAAAAACAAAAAAUCUAUUUCAAAUAAAUUUGAAUUGAAAUUUAUAUAAAAAAUAUAUGAAAAAUUACAAAAAAAAAAAACAA